AUGCGCUACCAGAUUCCCGUCAAUUUGGAGUCGCUGCUCGGGGGAAAUACGGCGCAUUCCGGAAGACUCUCCGCGGCGUGGAUCGCUUUCAUCGUACUCCUCGCCCUGUGUGUCCUCAUCGCGGCCCUGAUCGCCAUUUGCGUCAAGAAGCAGAUCUUCUGCUUUAAUAGGAGUAAAAACGUCGAGCACCACUCGGAUAACUACUCUCCGGUGAAACCGAAGAACCUAAACCCCUCGAUCGACCGGACCUUCGACGAGCCGCGACUAUUCGCCCCCUCCCCGGCCGAGACUGCUCACGCCCCUUUGGACUAUGGAACGGAAGAUAGCAAUUCAUACGGCCAAGUUCCGGAUGAUUCUCAAUACUAUUCGGCUCCAUCGUAUCCUUACGACUAUGCGGGAUAUUCUGGCUACUACUACGUAUCAGAGGACGGAGAAUCGGCAGUGGAUGCACGGAGGCAAUGUGAUGUAGAUAUCACUAUUGAUGAUGAGGAACGUGUAAGAAUCCAACAAAUGCCGGAAUUCGAGGCGGGCUAUGAUGAUCAAAUCGAUCCGCGCAUUACGGGGAAUUGUCUCCUGGCAGGGCUGGUUGGCGUUGCGAUGAACAUGGUCUCGGGAUACCUUUACGUGAAAAGAAGUCCGCUACGAGGAAAUGUUGCGCUCGCCUUUGGAGCUAUUCUGGCUUUCUUUGGCGGCAACGUUUAUCGAUUGGCAAAGUAUUUAAUGAUUAUGUAUAUGAUUAUCGUAUGCGUCAUUCCAAUCGUCAUCACAGAGCUGAUGAUCGGAAUAAUUAACGAUAUGGGUACACAUUGCUGGGGAGGCUUUUGGUACGAUCCAACCAACUUUGCCAUCACCAUCAACUUCUACAAAAACGCCUACACCCGCGAACUUUUUGAGCAGCUGGGCACUGUUGUUCUGGGAAUUAUAACCGGCACAUUGGGCCUUAACCUGGCAACGUUUUGGAGGCUGAAAUACCUGGGCAUGCUAGAAAAAGGAAACUUGGUCGCCUCACAUAAUCAGAUUUUGAUGAUGCUGGUGAGUUUCUCGAACCUCUCGUAUUUCUUUGAUGAACUCUUGGCCGGGCUCACCCACGAACAGCUAACCUUUGGGCGUAACAACGUCUCGGCGAAUAUUGCCAAAACGUAUCGAUACCACGCGAGCAUCAUCGUCACCGGGUAUCACUUCAUUAAUAUGCGU
Molecule: messenger RNA, 1194 nt
Organism: Mesorhabditis spiculigera
Lineage: Eukaryota; Metazoa; Nematoda; Chromadorea; Rhabditida; Rhabditidae
Source: the annotation of a GenBank genome assembly